This is a messenger RNA of Cornus florida, 1902 nucleotides long. RefSeq lists its product as uncharacterized. The transcript has 4 exons. The coding region runs from base 1 to 1902 and encodes 633 amino acids. The record is from RefSeq and is a predicted model, not a curated record. NCBI's taxonomy places the organism in Eukaryota, Viridiplantae, Streptophyta, Magnoliopsida, Cornales, Cornaceae.
AUGGAGGCGCAGAUACGAACUCAGGGUUUCAUACUGUGGGUGGAAGACUUUGAUCGUAUUCUUGUUCUGUUCAAUUGUGCGCGACAUCGUGUUGUUGUUCUCUUCAAUUGUGCGUUUCAUCGUGUGGUAUUUCCUGUUCUGUCGUUUUCACAAAUUUUGAUUCGAUUUUACAAGUUCUCCAAAUUUAUAACGAAUACUACCAGGUUGAUUACACUGGAAGUACAUUUUGGAGUUGACAUGCAUGAUGAUAAUUUUAAUUGGGAUGAUGAAAUACUAGAAUGGGCAACUCAGACUGAAAAUGAGCUGAAUGAUGAAUUAGAGCAUGAAUAUGCUACUGUGGAUGCUAAUGUGGUUGUAGAUGUGGAUGCUGAUGUGGUCGAUGUGGAUGCUGAUAUGGUUGAAGAUGUGAAUGCUGAUGUGGUUGAAGAUGUGAAUGUUGGUGUAGAUGGAGAUGUGAAUGUUGAUGUAAAUGAAGCUGUGAAUGUUGAUGUAAAUGAAGAUGUGAAUGGUGAUGUGGAUGAAGAUAUGAAUACUCAUGUGGAUGAAGAUGUGAAUGGUGCAAUGGGUCAAUACUCAGAUAUUGAAUCCAUAUAUUCACCAAGUGAGUUGGAAAACUUAUGCAGAUCAUCCUCUGAAGAAGAUAGCAGUGACAGUGAAGUGGAUAUGGUUCCAAGAAGGCAUAAAUUUAGGAAUAAUGUCAUAGAACUUGACAACAAAUUUUCUUCACCUGAAGCAUUUAAAGUGGCCUUAAGGGAUGAUGCUAUUAAAAGAAAGUAUGAAAUUAGGUUUGUGAAAAAUGAAGGGAAUAGAGUUAUUGCUACAUGUUCAAAAAAUUGUGGGUGGAGAAUUCAUGCAUCAUUUAACUCAGAGGAUGGCAGCUUCCAAAUAAAGGCUUUUAACUUAAAACAUACUUGUAGUUACAACAAGCUUAAUAGUCAAGCAUCAGCCAGUUUUUUGGCAGCCGAAUACAUGGAUACAAUUAGGGAUGAACCCACAUGGAAACCAUCUGCAAUGAAGAAGGCAAUUUUAAGAGAUUUGGAUGUUAAUGUUACCAAAUACAAGGUUUAUAGGGCAAAAAAGAAGGCUAGAUUACACAUUGAUGGUGACUACGGACUGCAAUUCUCAAGGGCUAGAGAUUACUGCCAGCUCAUUCAGACCACCAAUCCUGGUAGUAUUACAGUGACUACUGUUGAUAGACUAACACUUGAUAACCCUACCAGAUUUGAAGGGCUAUUUGUUUGCUUUGAAGCAAUGAAGAGAGGAUUCUUAGAAGGAUAUAGGCCAUUCAUUGGAUUGGAUGGUUGCUUCUUGAAGGGUCCUUACAAAUGGCAGUUGUUAAGUGCAAUUGGCAAGGAUGGAGAUAAUGGAAUAUUUCCUAUAGCCAUAAGUGUGGUUAAGUCUGAAACAAAACAAUCAUGGGAAUGGUUUUUAAACAAACUAGAAAGUGCUUUGGGUCCUCUAAACAGAUUUACAUUUAUGUCGGACAGACAAAAGGGUUUAGUUGAAAUCUUUGAAGACAAGUUACAUGACACUUACCACAGAUUUUGUGUGAAGCAUAUGCAUGAGAAUUUUAAGAAGAAGUUUAAGGGUGCGAAGUUGAGGGAUGAGAUGUGGAAUGCAGUACUUGCUUUGACUGAAGAUACAUUUAAGCAUCACAUGUAUCUUAUAAGUCAGAUUGAUAAAGAAGCCCAUGAGUGGCUGUCAAAGGUGCCAGCUAGGUUAUGGUCAAGGUCUAGGUUUAAUGAUAAUUCAAGAUGUGAUUUGCUUGUUAACAACCUUUGUGAGACUUGGAAUGACAACAUUGGCGAUGCUAGGGAUAAACCAUUAAUUACUAUGUUGGAGUGGAUUAGAGGGUACUUGAUGUAUCGGUUUCAAUCGAAAAGGGAAUGGAUUCAAACCUAG